CUACAGGGAGCGCUCGGAUCAGAUGCCCCUCGCCAGAGAGAAGCUAGCAAUCCUGGAAAGUACAGUUAACAGCCGCCCGGAGACUUUGAUCGGAGUAGAAGAGACAGCUCAGCAUAUCAUAACGAAGACGACGAGGCUAACCGAAGAGCCCUGCCAAGUGGAGGCUAGCGAGAACGAUGAGACUCAGGUCCGAGAAGUAACUCUCUACAAGGGGAAGGACUCUCUUACUAGGUUCUAUGGUUAUAGCUACCAUCGAAAUUUAUAUCAGCAGUUUGACCAACUUCGAGAGUAUAUACAGCAACUCAAAGCUCAAUUUCCAAACAUAAACAUAUUUAGAGACGAGAUUCAAUCUCUGAAAGUCACUGCUCAUGGCCCCAGAAGCCAGAUUAGUGGUACAAGCACUGCUACUGACUUGGACUUGAGGAGCUUAUUCCCUGUCCGAAAAUUGGCAGAUGAGCUCCUCAAUAUUUAUAUCACACGCUUCGAGGCCACAAAUCGUAUUCUACAUCUUCCCACCCUCCUCAAGGAGUAUAAUAAGUACUGGAACAGCCCUCAAACAACAACUGAGACUACAGUGACCCAACUCCUGCUCGCAAUGGCAGCAGCACUUAGCUUACGGGAGAAUUUGACUUUUGACCUCAAAGGGAGAGGCAGAGAUGCAAUAACACCGGAGACUGCUAUAAUAUGGAUACGAGCAUGCGAAGCUUGGAUCUCCACCAGCCCUUAUAGGCCUCGUCCGCAUUCUUGGACGAUGCUGGCUCUUAACAGCUUGUUGGCAAUUGCAAAGCGAGCUAAUCACAUUCAAGGGAAUGCAUUCUGGAUAGCCACAGGAGCAUUAAUGAGAUCAGCAAUGGCGGCUGGGUACCACAGAGAGCCCAGCGGCCUAGCAAACAUUUCAAUUUUCCACCGAGAAAUGCGCCGGCGGCUUUGGGCCACUAUAGUCGAACUGGACUUGCAAGCAUCACUGGAGCGCGGAAUGCCACCCAGCAUAAGAGAAGAGGAUUUUAACUCGCGGCCCCCUUUGAAUAUCAAUGAUGAAGCUAUCCAUGAAAACACCAAGGAAUCGCCGACGCCAAUGCCCCUUGACUUCUUAACUGAUACAUCAUUUCAAGCCAGCAUGUAUCGCUCAUUAGGGCUUAGACUCCGAGUAUGCGCUCUCAUCAACAACAAACAAGCCAGAACAGCGGAGUCUCUGUUUCGAGAAGCAUUGGAAAUAGAUGAAGAGAUCACGAGAGCAUUGAUGGCGAUUCCAACUACUUGGAUUCGCACACUCAAGAAGGGCAAGACUGGAAGCAGCGACAAGCAUUCUUAG
Exophiala oligosperma is the source of this 1312-nucleotide messenger RNA. RefSeq lists its product as uncharacterized. The coding region runs from base 23 to 1312 and encodes 429 amino acids. NCBI's taxonomy places the organism in Eukaryota, Fungi, Ascomycota, Eurotiomycetes, Chaetothyriales, Herpotrichiellaceae. Gene Ontology annotation, biological process: regulation of transcription by RNA polymerase II; DNA-templated transcription. Gene Ontology annotation, molecular function: DNA-binding transcription activator activity, RNA polymerase II-specific; zinc ion binding; RNA polymerase II cis-regulatory region sequence-specific DNA binding. The record is from RefSeq and is a predicted model, not a curated record. The transcript is spliced from 3 exons. Gene Ontology annotation, cellular component: nucleus.